AUGGCCCGCGCCCUGCGGCCGUGCCUGCUCGGCGCGGCGGCGGCGCUCCUCGCGCCCGCGGGGGCGGCGCCCGGCGAGGCGUGCCUGGCCGACGGCGCCGGCGACGAGAUCAGCGCCCUGCAGGUGCGCGGGCUCGACGUGCGCUCCGCCAGCGGCUGGGCGCCGCCCCAGGCCAUGGUGACCCUGCAGGUCGGCAUCGGCCCCAUGCCGACCAUCAUCAGCUGCAGCGUCAAGGACCUCUCGCUUGCCAACGACAGCCUCCUGCAGCUGGGCCCGGUCCCCGCCGCGCCCGUGCGCCUGCCCAGCCUGGCGCAGCAGCAGCCGGACGUCAUAGAGAGCGCCUUCAGCGCCGGCGCCGGGGGGGAGGGCUGGAACCUGGGAAUGGCGGUGGCAUACCUGGACCAAGUGGCAGGCCUCAACACGCCGGGGACCACCGUCUUCCUGCACCUCGGGCUCACCUCCCGGAGCCCCAGCUGGACGCUCCAGACGGGGGUCAUCUCCGUGUCGGGCCUGCCCGAGAUGCUGCCCCAGACGAUGGAGUGGAAGGCCACGGGUCCGAACGGCGAGAAGGUGGGGUGCCCGCCGAGCUACUGCGAGAUGCCGGCGCCGAUCGGUGGCAGCCAGUACGACCCCGGCAACGGCUGCGGGUUCGCGCCGGCACGCGACAACGUGACCCAGGCGGCGCCCCAGCCCGGCGAGGACGCCACGCUCACCUUCGACAUCACGCCGCUGGUGGCUGCCAACUACACAGUGUUCCAGGUCUCCACCAGCCCCGAGACGGGGAGCCAGGGGUUUUGGCAGAGCGCCCAGUACGCGGUGACCAGCCUGAGCUUCUCCGCGGUGGCGCUCUGA
Prorocentrum cordatum is the source of this 852-nucleotide messenger RNA. Lineage: Eukaryota; Dinophyceae; Prorocentrales; Prorocentraceae. The record is from the annotation of a GenBank genome assembly.